CAUCCUGGCUUCACAUGCUCAGCCUGGGUGCGUCAUAUAAAGCUCCGUGCCUUCUUUGUUUACAGUAAAAGGAAGUGAUCGGUGUUCCCGAGCGAGUGUUCGGUCGCUUUGAAGCGCAUUCAGCCAACAAGGACACGUUUAUAGCAGUGUUUAUCACAACGGUCACAUCGCAGCCAUGGUGGCAAUGACGAAGAAGGCGAAAACCUUCCAGAUUACCCUAAUGGAUUCAGGCAAGUCCUUUUACUGCGGCGGGGAGAAGGUGUGCGGUCGGAUAGAGGUAGAGGUGAGCGAGGUGACCCGGGUGUCUACCAUGAAGGUUCUGGCACUGGGCUGCGCAAAGGUGGAGUACGCUAAAGGCAAGCAGCGGUGCCGCCAGGAGGCCGAGUACCUACGCUAUGAAGAGGUCCUGCAAUUGAGCGAGCAGCCCACAGACUCCGAUGGAUCAGUUGUCCUAAGGCCUGGCAACAAAUAUGAGUACACAUUUGGAUUUGACCUUCCUCAGCAAGGGCAGCUGGUGUCUUCAUACAAGGGGAAGUUUGGUUAUGUCCACUAUUAUAUAAAGGCCCUGAUGGAGAGGCCACAGCUGCCUACCCUGGAGUGCAAGAGGUACUUUGAGGUAGAGGAACCUCUGGAUGUCAACACACCAGACCUGUUGUCUCCCGCAGGUGGCACGAAAGAGAAGAAGGUCACCUGCAUGUUCAUUCCUGAUGGCCAGGUGUCGCUGAAUGCAAAAAUUGACCGCCGUGGAUUCUGCGAGGGUGAAGACAUUUGUAUCAACGCAAAGUUUGAGAACACUUGCUCCCGCAUUGUGGUACCCAAAGCCGCCAUUAUCGCCAAACAUACCUACCAGGCCAAUGGCCGUGCCAAAGUCUUCCGGCAGAAGCUGUCCUCAGUCCGUGGAAACCACAUUAUCUCAGGCAUGUGUGACGCCUGGCAGGGAAAGACUAUCAGGGUGCCAAAGAUCAAACCAUCUAUGCUCGGUUGUAACAUCAUUCGUGUGGAGUAUGCACUCAUGAUUUAUGUCCACAUCCCUGGCAGUGAGAAGCUAAUUCUGGAGCUGCCUCUGGUUAUUGGGACUGCUGGCCUUGGCAGCCGUAGCAACAGUGUCAGCAGCCAAGAGGGUUCAGUCAGCAAUGCGUCUCAGAGUUGGGUGUCCCUCAGGAUGCCCUCUGAGCCUCCAAGUUAUUGUGACAUCACCAAGGACUGCCGCCUGGACCAGCCCCUUACCCCCCUGCUGGAUGAUGUUGACUGUGAUGACAGUCCCAUCUUCAUGAAUGCACCCAGCUUUCAGUUCCCAUCACCUCCAGAAUACACUGAGACGGAGGAGGAGUACAACGGGAAUUCAUGAAUGCUGCCUGUCUGCUGAAGUUCAUCAGAAUCCUGGAGAUGUGUUUAACCUCUCAGGGACUAUUCUUCAAAGGCACUUAAAAAAGGAGUUGUGGGAUUCCCACGCCAGAUGAGAUGGUAUGGUGGAUGUAAAGCCAGAGAUGUAAAGAUCCAGAAAGAUUCUUGCCCAUCAUGUGCUUCUUCACCUAUGUUGAUCCAAAUGCUUCCUUCUGGUGCUUUGUCACCUAUUCACCUAAGACCAACGAUUCUGAGGCAUGCUACAUUUCUGAGUAAAUCGUUUCUUCCUUAGACUUUUGGGAUCAAGCAUCAGAUGUGUCACACCCGAGCCUGCUGUAAGAUGUUUUAUCUUCAUGGUGAAACUUAUUCAUUCCAAUCAAACCCUGGAUUUUUAAGAGAAAUCACAGGAGGUGUCACAAUUUAGUUUGGGUUACAUACUGUAAAGAAUUUGUUGGGAACAAAUCUUUUUUAGAUAAAAGAAUAACCUUUGACAACAUUCUUACUUCCAUGACCACCAGUGUUUAAGAGUAUCAUUUAUUCCUUAAUUUAAGUAAAAUUUUCUUUGUUCUGUACCACUACUGUUGACUACUUUUAUUUGAUGCUUGUUGGUUUUUGAUAUGAAAGGCAAAUGUAUUUCCAGGGGAGGAAUCAGCUUUGUUAGAAAAAAAAAAUCUACAUUGAUUUAGAUUUACCACUGCAAGUGCCAAAAGUAAAACAAGCAGCAAAAGUGUUCAGAUUUCUCUUUUAUAAAGCACUUUAUGUGAACACAAGCUUUGUAUGCAACUUGUAGUUAUCUAAGAUAGCAUUUCACAUUAGCAUCUGCUUUGUGCUCGUUCUUUGAUUUCUGAACUUUGAGGGCCUCAGUUUAGUUUUUUGUGUAAGACUGUUUGUAUAUUUGGAAUGCCUUAUCUGUACUUGAGCUAUUUUUGUAUGGAACCCUAUGGGUAAUUUUUAAAAAAAAAUAAAAACAUUUAAAAUAA
Molecule: messenger RNA, 2324 nt
Organism: Fundulus heteroclitus (mummichog)
Lineage: Eukaryota; Metazoa; Chordata; Actinopteri; Cyprinodontiformes; Fundulidae
Gene: txnipa
Product: thioredoxin interacting protein a
Exons: 6
Coding region: 176-1348 (390 amino acids)
Biological process (GO): protein transport
Cellular component (GO): cytoplasm
Molecular function (GO): ubiquitin protein ligase binding
Source: RefSeq, a predicted model, not a curated record